CCUGCCCUGACGCAAAGCCACAUUUACCAAUUUUGAACCAGUCACAGUUUUUUUGUGGCUGCUGUCGUUUGCUUGUGGACACGCCGAAGGCACAGAAUGCACGUGCUAUUUACAACUUUCCUGUUCGUCACCUUGGCAAGCAGCGCUCUUGCUGGUCCGUUGGACCUAUGCGACCAUGUUGGAAGCCGCAGAGAAGAAAUCAUAAAACUUUUCAAUUGCAUCCUGUCGAAAGCAACGCCAGAGCUGGUGGAUCAGCUCGAGGAGCUCAAGCCAAAGUUGUACUGCACCAACUACUACGUAGUCGUGAAGAAAAUCUGUCACACUAAACGAUUCGCGGUAUUUAUGCGGGAGUACCUAAGUACGCCGGAGCUUUACGCCGAACUUGAAAAACUAGGCCAAGAGUGCCAGAAGACGGACACGACUACGCGCGUUCAGCCCGCGCAGGAGGAGCCAGCCCCGGGACUGCUGAAGCGCAUUGGCCAUUACAUUCUGUGGUUGGCUGACAAGGCUUGUGAUAUCAAGGACGCAGUCAUCAGACGCGUUGCACCUUAUAAAGCGUCGUCCGCGUGAACAAUAAAAGCGGCCUUAUAGGUCCACAGGGUUCCAAAGAUAGCCAACGCGAGGUAUUUCCUUCUUGUCAGCCUUCACCUAUCCAGCAUUUCGUCGUUCAGCUCGUUGCCAGUGUAUACCGCGCUUUCUUUACAUUUAGAUUUUAGGAAUAAUAAAUUCUGCUUUGCUCUUAGUGUGAAGUCAGUGCACUAAUGUAGUUGUUAACGCCAUACAAAUAUAAUUAAAAAAACGAAGCAUUAAAAUCGCGUGAAAUAUAAAGGAUAUAUUGUAACUAUGAAUAUAUUAGGUAAAUAAAAGUGCAAAACAUUUUAUAGAAUCACAAGAACGUACGUGUAAAGAAAGACAGCUGGUGUCUGUGCUGGUGGCAUACCAUGGAAACAUGGCUGAAAAGCUUGAGUAGGUGAAUUACCAAAAACUUGCAUAUAUCUUGACUUUUUAUUAUUGCAGACUUCCCUAUUCAGUAAAGUCCAGUGAACCUUUCCCAUUGCUAUAGUUACAAAACAACGUCAAAUGCUCAUUUAAAGCGAUUGUGCACAUGCAAAUAAUUUUUGUGAGGUGCAUAGUAAACCACUUGCCCCGCGUAUGGUAGCAAACAAGACGUGGUUGAUCUCCCUACCUCUCCUUCCUUCUGUUCCUCCUUCUUCCUCCUCCUUCUGAUUUCUCAGAAAUUCGAUGUACGUACACAAACACGUGAA
Molecule: messenger RNA, 1265 nt
Organism: Dermacentor albipictus
Lineage: Eukaryota; Metazoa; Arthropoda; Arachnida; Ixodida; Ixodidae
Source: RefSeq, a predicted model, not a curated record